Messenger RNA from Scaptodrosophila lebanonensis, 1567 nucleotides. Its product is annotated as probable cytochrome P450 4ac1. Gene Ontology annotation, molecular function: heme binding; iron ion binding; oxidoreductase activity, acting on paired donors, with incorporation or reduction of molecular oxygen. The record is from RefSeq and is a predicted model, not a curated record. The transcript has 5 exons. Bases 1 to 1536 code for a protein of 511 amino acids. NCBI's taxonomy places the organism in Eukaryota, Metazoa, Arthropoda, Insecta, Diptera, Drosophilidae.
AUGCUAAUCAUACUGAUAUUUACAACCCUAAUAAUAAUUUUAUUGGGCCUUCUACUGCAGCGCCUCAAUCGUGAAUACUUCCUGCUGUCCCUGUGCAAAAGGGUGAAAACCGAGGAUGGGAGUGACCUGGAGAGCAAAGUCGCCGUAUUACCAGGCACGACACGUUUCGGCAAUAAUUUCGAUAUUCUGAAAAUGACACCGUCCAAGAUCUUUAAUUUUGUGCGCGAAGCCCAUGUUCGCGCCCAAGGUCGAAACUAUGUGUGGUACUUUCUAUUGGCACCCAUGUACAAUGUCACCCGAGCCGAAGAGGCGGAGGAAAUCUUUCAAAGCACCAAGCUAAUCACAAAGAACGUAGUGUAUGAACUGCUAAAGCCGUUUCUGGGGGAAGGAUUGCUCACAAGCACAAAUGAAAAAUGGCAUUUUAGACGAAAGACACUGACGCCGGCAUUUCACUUCAAUGUGCUCCAAACAUUUCUUGAGAUAUUCAAAGAGGAGUGCAAAAAAUUGGUGACAGUGCUUGAGCCAAGCGUAGGAAACGAAUUGACCCUAAAUCAUGUUGUACCGCAGUUCACACUGAACAACGUUUGCGAAACCGCACUGGGGGUCAAGCUGGAUGAUAUGGUGGAGAGCGCAACUUAUCGGGAAGCAAUACACGCCAUCGAGUCUGUUAUGGUACAGCGUGUCUGCAAUCCUCUUCUGUAUUUAUGGUUGUACUUCUACAUUUACGGUGAUUACAACAAGCACAAGAAGAAUUUGAAAAUAGCCCAUGAGUUCUCCAGUCGAAUCAUUGAGCGCAAACGGCAGAUAUUCCAACGCCAGAAGCAACAACAGAACAUUGCAACCGAGGACGAUUGUGGCAAAAAAAAACGGUAUGCAAUGCUGGACACGCUGCUCGCUGCCGAGGCCCAGGGGCAAAUAGAUCAUCAGGGCAUUUGUGACGAGGUCAACACCUUCAUGUUUGAGGGAUAUGACACCACAUCGACCUGCCUGAUCUUUACCCUGCUGAUGCUCGCCCUGCACGAGGAUGUACAGCAACGUUGCUAUGAGGAGUUGCAGGAUUUAGGCGAAAUUGACACAUUAAGCGUCUUUGAUUUCAAUGAGCUGAUCUAUUUGGAAUGCGUCAUCAAGGAAUCUUUACGACUUUUUCCACCAGUACCAUUUAUUGGUCGAAAGAACGUCGAAGAGUGUGUUGUCAAUGGCCUGAUUUUACCCCGAGAGACGCAAAUCAAUAUUCAUAUAUUCGACAUUAUGCGAGAUCCUAGACACUUCCCGAAUCCAUCAGAAUUUCAGCCCGAUCGUUUCCUGCCGGAAAACAGCUUGCACCGACAUCCUUUUGCCUUCGUGCCCUUCAGUGCGGGGCAACGCAAUUGCAUUGGUCAGAAGUUUGCCAUUCUGGAAAUGAAGGUCCUGCUGGUGGCUGUGCUGCGGAAUUUCAAAUUGUUACCACUGACCCGACUGGAGGAUGUGAUUUUCGAAUAUGGGAUUGUGCUGCGAUCCCACCACAAUAUCAAGAUUCAAUUGGAGCGCCGUGAAUAGGCGCGACAAUAAACCAUUUUCUCCAAAAGCA